Capsella rubella is the source of this 798-nucleotide messenger RNA. RefSeq names its product syntaxin-72. The transcript is spliced from 8 exons. Gene Ontology annotation, cellular component: SNARE complex; endomembrane system; membrane. Gene Ontology annotation, molecular function: SNAP receptor activity; SNARE binding. The record is from RefSeq and is a predicted model, not a curated record. The coding region runs from base 1 to 798 and encodes 265 amino acids. Lineage: Eukaryota; Viridiplantae; Streptophyta; Magnoliopsida; Brassicales; Brassicaceae. Gene Ontology annotation, biological process: vesicle fusion; intracellular protein transport.
AUGCCUGUCAUUGAUAUUAUCUUUAGAGUCGAUGAGAUUUGCAAAAAAUACGACAAGUAUGACAUUGACAAGCAGCGUGAGCUUGGAGCUUCCGGGGACGAUGCCUUCUCUCGUCUCUACACUUCCAUCGAUUCCGAUAUCGAAGCUGUUCUUCGUAAAGCGGAGUUGGCGUCAACGGAGAAGAAUAGAGCAGCCGCGGUAGCUAUGAAUGCUGAGGUUCGAAGGACAAAAGCGCGAUUAGCUGAAGAUGUUGUUAAACUACAGAAACUCGCUGUUAAGAAGGUUAAAGGGCUUACGAGAGAGGAACAAGAAUCCCGAUGUGAUCUAGUUAUCUCAUUAGCCGAUAGGAUUCAAGUGAUACCUGAUGGAAAUGAACAUGCGGCAAAGCAAGCUAGUAAUGAUUGGGGAGGAGGUGCUUCUGCACCUAACAAGAACAUCAAGUUUGAUAUGUCUGAGGAAGACAUGGACGAUGGAUUUUUCCAGGAAUCUGAAGAAUCUAGCCAGUUUCGACAAGAAUAUGAGAUGAGGAAAAAGAAACAAGACGAGGGUCUUGAUGUCAUAUCAGAAGGCUUGGAUGCACUGAAGAACUUAGCACGUGACAUGAACGAGGAACUUGACAAGCAAGUCCCAUUGAUGGAAGAAAUGGAAACAAAGGUCGAUGGAGCAACUUCGGAUUUAAAGAACACCAAUGUUCGACUCAAGAAACAGCUUGUGCAGAUGAGAUCAAGCCGCAACUUCUGCAUCGACAUUGUUCUUCUCUGUGUGGUCCUUGGCAUCGUUUCUUACAUCUACAAGUAA